Messenger RNA from Striga hermonthica, 504 nucleotides. The record is from the annotation of a GenBank genome assembly. NCBI's taxonomy places the organism in Eukaryota, Viridiplantae, Streptophyta, Magnoliopsida, Lamiales, Orobanchaceae.
AUGAUCAUCAAGGUAGGCCCAGUGGGUCGUAGAAUUGGAAAUGCAUGGGAUGAAAAGGGUCAAAAUAAGAUCGUUCAGAUAUUCAUAUGUCACGGUGAAGGAAUCAAAUCAAUUCAGUUCCAAUAUGCAGAUGAGAAUGGGAAACUGGUGGUGUCCGAUGUGCAUGGUAAAUACAAUGGCCGUAAUUUUGAUGUGGUGAAACUAGGCUACCCAACUGAGCAUAUAACUUGGGUGAAGGGUCGCAUUGGCGGCUACCUCCACAUUCUAUGUUCAAUCACAUUUGGAACGAAUCGCGGUGAGUACGGCCCGUUUGGUAUGUCCAAUAACUACGCCACCGAAGAAUUUGCUUUCCGGCUAGGUGACGACCGCCAAUUCUGUGGAUUUCACGGCACUGCUAAUGAAAGCGGUGUCGAAUCCAUCGGAGUGUAUCUUGAGCCAAUUGCGACUUCAAAUAAUUUUAUGAACAGAAAGGCCGUCAAGCUCGAGAAGAAUGUCGCGAGUUAG